GCGGAGCGUGCGAGGGACGAGCAGGAGGCCGGUGCCGCUCGGGUGGGACCACCUUUCCCGGUGACCUUUUCGAGUCGCUCAGUAUACUCUGCCUCAGAAGUUUGUGCUCUGUUUUUUUUGGUGGUUUUUCUUUUUUUUUUAGAAGAAAAGAAUGGUGAGGUUUUCCUGGCAGGAUAAAAUGUGUGCAGAAUGAAGACUUUACUUGUCUUUGAUUUUGACCACACGAUUAUAGAUGAGAACAGUGACACGUGGGUUGUGAGAUGCACACCUGAAAAUAAACUUCCGCACUGGCUUCGCAAGUCGUAUCAAGGAAAAGGCUGGAAUGAAUACAUGGGAAGAGUUCUGGGUUACAUUGGAGCCCAAGGAAUCAAUGAAUCCAAAAUGAAACAAGUCAUGGAAGCUAUUCCUUACACUCCAGGAAUGGUUAAUCUCCUGCAAUUCAUUUGUCAAAACAAGGAUUUCUUUGACUGUAUCAUCAUUUCUGAUUCCAAUACUGUUUUUAUCGAUUGGAUCUUAAAAGCGACAGAGAGCGGUGUAUCAUUCAAUAGAAUAUUUUCAAACCCAGCAGGUUUUGAUGACCAAGGGCAUCUCACACUGCAGAGUUUUCAUUCUCAUGAUUGUUCACAAUGUCCCGAUAAUCUGUGUAAGAAAAANGUGUUGUUAGACUUUGUUGAUGAUCAAUUUAAAGCAGGAGUACGAUACAGCAGAACCAUAUACAUUGGUGAUGGGGGGAAUGAUGUAUGUCCCACUGUAGGCUUGAAGACUUUUGACAUUGUUAUGCCCAGAAAAGGCUACAGGUUAGAAAAACAACUUCACAAAAUGGUAUCUGAAGAUAUUGAUUCUAUACAGCCGUCUGUUAUUGUGUGGUCCUCGGGUGAAGAAAUCUUAUCUCAUUUGAGAAAGUAUGCAAAUACUUAAAUGAACUUUGUAGAUUGUGUGCAAGAUUCUAUUUCAGUGUUAUUUCUUAUCAAAUCAAAUUGUCAAUAAAUUAUUUGUCAAGUUCUGUUUUACCAAUAACUACCUUUAUUGAAAGUACCGUACCUUUUUAAAAAAACUUGAUGUUCAUAUGAAGGUAUACCUUUAUACAACCUUUAUUUAAAAAUGCUGUACGUAUACACUGGAUUUCAGGGAAUCAAAUUGCUGAAGGAAACAUUGAAUUAAUAAAUAAUAUUGUGCAGAUGGAUUUUCAUUUACUUAGUGUCAAGGCUAAAUGUCUAUUACAGAUUGUACGAUUGGUGAUUUGUUUGCAGUUUCAUGUUAUGGAAUAAAAUUGGUGACUGGAA
This is a messenger RNA of Callorhinchus milii (elephant shark), 1283 nucleotides long. RefSeq names its product phosphatase, orphan 2 (gene phospho2). The transcript has 2 exons. The record is from RefSeq and is a predicted model, not a curated record. Gene Ontology annotation, molecular function: phosphatase activity. The coding region runs from base 190 to 918 and encodes 242 amino acids. NCBI's taxonomy places the organism in Eukaryota, Metazoa, Chordata, Chondrichthyes, Chimaeriformes, Callorhinchidae.